Molecule: messenger RNA, 1777 nt
Organism: Gadus macrocephalus (Pacific cod)
Lineage: Eukaryota; Metazoa; Chordata; Actinopteri; Gadiformes; Gadidae
Product: leucine-rich repeat neuronal protein 4-like
Exons: 3
Coding region: 353-1624 (423 amino acids)
Molecular function (GO): protein binding
Source: RefSeq, a predicted model, not a curated record
UGUGUGUGUGUGUGUGUGUGUGUGUGUGUGUGUGUGUGUGUGUUUGGGGGGGGGGGGGGGUGUUGGGGUAAUACACAGAGAGAGAGAGAGGGAGAGGUAGACUUUGAGAGCGGUAGAGAGACAGACACAGAAAGAGAGGGAGACCAAGGGAAAAACAGAGGGCGGCACAUCGUAGCUGUGGUAGCAGUUAUCUGGCAGCCGUGGAGUAAAAGUGCAGGACAGCCCUGUCGUCCGUGUGGGGUCUAGGAGCCUCAAGCACUGCUUGACCACGACACAGAGUAGAGCAGAGUAGAGUCAAUGUAGAGCAGGAUUCUACCUUUUGGUCGAUUCCAAAUAACCAUACUGGAGUCUCAUGGAUCCCAGAAGAGUGACAUGCUGUUGGGCCUGGGCUCUCUGUAUUCUGUGGAUAGCAGCAGCAGACCGGCCGUUAUCCGUCCCCAUAGCAAAGGUCUUCACAGGCAUGGCUGACCGCCUCACUUCCACCCCAGAACCUCACAGCACUGCCCACACUGUUGUAGGCUCCAGAGGGUUUGAAAGUGCCCCUGGAGCGCCUGCGUUCUCCACCACAGAGUCUGCAUCAAUACCUGCCGGCGCGAGCGUAGCAUCUACCGUUAGCGCAAAGGGUCCGACUGCACCCCCUGGGCGAGUGGUUCCGUCAGAAGCGCCUCUGGCUCUGUCAACACCACCUCACACGCUGUCCUUCCCGGUGGGUACAACCAUGAUCCAGCGACCAGCGAGCCCCAGCCCCACACAGGGCCCCACCAGCAGAGAGGAGAUGACUCCAUCUGCUUACGGACCUCCAGCCACCCCAUCCAGGAGCUCCACUCUACUCACACCAAGAAACAGCAGCAGCUCCCCCCCGCCGGCAGGAGAGAGGAGCCAACAGGAACCCGCGGUGGAGCCGAGUACAGGGCCCCAGACGGCGCCGGCUCCUCUGUGUGACUACGACCAGUGUGUCCAUCUGCAGAGGCCCUGCCCCGAGCUCCGGCACCUCCGGGGCUGGACCUGCAGGUGCCCGGCCCAGAGCAACGCCGCCCCCGCAGGGACCCCAGGCCCGGUGGUGGCCCUGGAGGUGACGAGGGCGUGGCCGACGUCCGCCAGCGUGCGCUGGUGCGCCCCGGACUCGCCGCUGAGCGGGUUCCUGGUGUGGGUGCUGCGCGGCGACGGGAGCGCGGUGAGCAACGGCAGCGUGGGCCCGCGGACCCGGCAGACGGACGUCUUCGGCCUGUCGGCGGGCGGACACGCGUACCGCGUGUGCGUGAGCGCGCAGAGCGCGGCGGGCGCGCUGUCGCACGCGCGCUGCGUGAGCGUCGCCGCCCCCGUGGACGCGGAGGCCGUCGCCGCGCACGUUCUGUCGGGGGCCUGCGGCGCCCUGCUGCUGGCGGCCGUGGUGCUGAGCCUGUGUCUGUACCGCCAGUGCCAGAGGAGGAGGGGCGAGGCGUCGCGUGCUGAACCCACCACGCACCUCCUCCCCGCGGCGCACGCCUUCCCGGACCAGCGCCCGUUAUGCAGCAUGGUGUCCAUCGCCAACCCCGCCUACACGCCCGCUACUGAGCAGAGAGCGUCCGCGGCUGACCAGUGCGCCCACAGAGCGCCUGCCAAGAAAUCAGCCAACGCGAGAUAGGUUCUUGGGAUUGUGGUGAUUGCAGUUGGGUCUUUUUUCUUUCUUGUUAUAUUCACGCCUGCACUAUGUAACUUUAUACCGCAGCUAUUUACUGCAUCAAGUACCCGAACUGGAGGGUUUGUUAUAGAUAAAACGCACCCAUCCACGAGUCAA